AAUGAUUUCAAACACAUCACCUCAUUUGUCCCCCGAUCCUACCGGUGGCAUCACUUUCCAGGCGCAGGAUAAGCUUCCAAAGCUCCCCAUUCCAGACUUGAAGGAGACCACCGACAAGUAUUUGGCUGCCUUGACUGCCCUUCAGACGCCUAAACAACAUGAAGCAACCAAAUUGGCCGUCCAGCAUUUCUUGGAACAUGAAGGACCGGAUCUUCAAGAGAAACUCAAGUCCUAUGCUACUGACAAGAAAUCGUACAUUGAAGAAUUUUGGUACGACUCAUACCUACAGUAUACUGACUCUGUGGUCUUGAACUUGAACCCAUUCUUCCUUUUGGAAGAUGACCCAACUCCUCAACGAAGUGACCAAGUUGUACGAGCCGCAUCUCUCAUUACUUCCACACUGAAGUUCGUGUAUGCGUUACGCAACAAGUCUCUGGAACCUGAUGUUUUUCGCGGUACUCCUCUUUGCAUGUCCCAAUUUAGUCGCUUGUUUGGUACGGCCCGUAUGCCAACGGAGAAUGGAUGUUAUAUACAAUCGGACGAUCAAGCCAAACAUAUUGUUGUUUUGGCCCAUUCACAAUUCUACCACUUUGAAGUAUUUGAUGACGACGGUAACAUUGCUGUGACGGAAAAAGAAAUUGUGGCCAAUCUCAAAGCCAUUCGCUCCGAUGCCACUAAAACCGCCGUGCAUGACAUUGCCAAGAAUGCUGUAGGUGUGCUUACCACUGAAAGCAGACCUGUAUGGGCAAGACUUCGUGACCGACUCAAUGAGGGACAGGAAAAUCGAGAAGCCCUCCAGGUGGUGGACUCUGCUCUCUUCAUUGUAUGCCUGGACCACGUUUCCCCCCAGACAUCGGAUGACUUGAGCACAAACAUGCUUUGUGGUAGUUAUGAGAUUGAUCAGGGUGUACAGGUUGGAACAUGUACCAAUAGAUGGUACGAUAAGCUGCAGAUUAUCGUCUGUAAGAAUGGUAGUGCCGGUAUCAACUUUGAACACACUGGUGUUGAUGGUCACACUGUCCUUCGAUUUGUAUCUGAUAUCUACACAGAUACUAUUCUGCGGUUUGCCCAAACAAUCAACAGCCAAACAAAGUCUAUCUUCCAUUCCUUGACUCAGAAUGGUGAUAAGCGUAGAUCAAGCAGCAUCUCUAGCAACGGUACCAAUCACAUACAAGAUGUUAACCCUCGUAAGAUCGAGUGGAAGUUAAAUGAGGAGCUUAAGCUGGGUAUUCGAUUUGCUGAGACUCGUUUGAGCGAUUUGAUUCUGCAAAAUGAAGUCAACGUUCUGGAGUUUGGCGAUUAUGGCAAGAGCUUCAUCGUCGAUAUGAAGCUCAGCCCAGAUGCUUUCGUUCAGAUGGCUUUCCAAGCCGCUUACUAUGAUCUUUACGGCAAAAUCGAAUGUACCUAUGAACCAGCCAUGACCAAAACUUUCUUACACGGACGUACUGAGGCCAUUCGUAGUGUUACACCGGAAGUUGCUGACUUCGUCAAAAAGUUUUCUGAGCGCAAUGGUGACAACCGUGGCGUUCUGGAUUCUUUAAGGAAAGCCAUUCUCAAGCAUUCAAAGCUCACUCGAGAUUGCUCAAAGGGUUUAGGACACGAUCGUCAUCUUUAUGCACUUAACUCGCUGUGGGAUAGAUUGCACAAGGAUGAGAAAACUCCAAAGAUCUUUACCGAUCCAGGUUGGACUACUAUGAAUCACACCGUUAUCAGUACCAGUAACUGUGGCAAUCCUGCGCUUCGUUUGUUCGGCUUUGGGCCCACUGUUGGUAAUGGAUUUGGAAUAGGCUAUAUUAUCAAGGACGAUGGUAUUGCGCUUUGUGUGUCCUCCAAGCACAGACAAACGGCUAGAUACCUCGCUACUCUUAAGCAGUAUUUGCUUGAUAUUAAGCAAAUGCUCAUGAAUGAGAGAUACCCUACUGGUACAUCUCAGAAGCAGAGAUUGCUGGCAAUGCAAGAAUCCGCUAAUUUAACUAAUGGCUAUGGAUACUGGGAUAUAGAACUUGCGAAUGACCAGAAACCAGUUGAGGAAGUUCCCGCCAACUUCCGGAAAGUUGGCCGACGUCUAAUGCUUAAUGAUGUUACGGCAUAAUCAGGUUUCUUCACCAUUCUAUCUACACUAUUUACCCACUGUAUUCUCCUUCACAAACCCAAAAUCAAGUAUCUUAUAGCACUCAUUACGCUUCUUUACAUAUUACCCUGUACCAAUAUCUGCAUAUGUAGAUGUUUGUUUGUAUUAUGAAAAGGUGACCGAAAGUACAUAAAUCAUUU
This is a messenger RNA of Umbelopsis ramanniana AG, 2271 nucleotides long. RefSeq lists its product as uncharacterized. Gene Ontology annotation, biological process: carnitine metabolic process. NCBI's taxonomy places the organism in Eukaryota, Fungi, Mucoromycota, Umbelopsidomycetes, Umbelopsidales, Umbelopsidaceae. The annotation marks the transcript as partial. The record is from RefSeq and is a predicted model, not a curated record. Gene Ontology annotation, molecular function: carnitine O-acetyltransferase activity. Gene Ontology annotation, cellular component: mitochondrion. The transcript has 7 exons.